Molecule: messenger RNA, 465 nt
Organism: Gamsiella multidivaricata
Lineage: Eukaryota; Fungi; Mortierellomycota; Mortierellomycetes; Mortierellales; Mortierellaceae
Exons: 2
Coding region: 1-465 (154 amino acids)
Cellular component (GO): plasma membrane
Source: RefSeq, a predicted model, not a curated record
AUGUCCAUUCUCGACAACGUCGUCUUCUGCUCUCUCCUUUGUGUGAUCGGAGGCCUGUCCACGGCCUCUCAGGGGGCAAUCAACUCCAGGUUGGGACAGUACACCGGCCAGGGAUUGUCAUCGACGAUCGUCUUCUGCAUCGGCGCCGUGGCCUCUUGCAUCUACUUCUUAAUCGAGGUCAGAGGUCGUCCUCCAGCUAAUCUGGCCCUGAUGAUCUCCAAGGCUCCCUGGUGGUCCUGGACUGGAGGUGUCCUUGGCGCGAUUUUCAUCAUCGUCACCAUCCUCGCCAUCCCUAAGCUCGGCGCCGGAACCACGACGGCAAUUAUUAUUUGCGCCAAGUUGAUAUUCUCGUGCCUCAUUGAUAACUUUGGAUUCUUUGGAAUCCCUAAAAGAAAGUACACGAUCUGGCGCGGUCUGGCGACUAUUGGGCUUAUUGGGUGCGUAGCCGUCAUCUCCGUGUUCUAG